AUGACUUCUCCAUUAGAUUUUCCUCGCACCAUCAAUGACCUCCGCCAGGCAGCUCUCAACAACACUCCAACCUCCGUCCCCCGAUCCCUCCGCUGGAAACUCUUCCUUAGAGUUUUACCUUCGUAUCAUCCAUCAUCAUGGUCAGACGCAAUAUCAAGAGAAAGAGCCAGAUACGCAGAGUUGAAGGCGCGGUACACGGCGCCAGGUGUGGUCGAGAGUGGUGAUCCACUCAGCCAAGACGAAAGCAGUCCAUGGAAAGAACGCUACGCCGAUGAAGAACUCAAGGAAACAAUCAUCCAGGACACCCAAAGGACCUUCCCAGAUAUCCCAUUCUUCCGAUUACCGCGUACACAGCAAAUCCUCCUCGACGUCCUCUUCACGUACUCGAAGCUAAACCCGGAUACUUCCUACCGACAAGGUAUGCACGAACUCCUCGCACCAAUCCUCUUUGCUGUACAAGGGGAUGCACUACCUCCUCCGUCCUCCACUCCCGACCAAGACGUCCUGCAUCACACAUGUUCCGAAACACACGUAGAAGCAGACACUUACAUCCUCUUCUCCAAACUCAUGGAACACACAAAAUCCUUUUACCUCACCACUUCCACCCCCGAGAACCCCGCCCCAAUCAUCGCAACAACAAACAACAUCCAAAACAAGCUUCUCCCUAUUCUGGACCCAGAUUUGCAUCACCACCUCACCUCUCUCCAAAUUGAGCCACAAAUAUGGGGUAUCCGGUAUCUUCGCCUCCUGUUUGGUCGUGAGUUUGGGUUUAGCGGCUUGUUUGGGCUAUGGGACGCUUUGUUUGCCGACAUGUCGGAAACCGGAAACUUGAUGGUCGUGGAGUGGGUUUGUGUCGCGAUGUUGAUGAGGAUACGGUCAAAACUUAUCGGAGCGUCAUAUACGGAGACGAUAUCAUUACUGUUGAAGUAUCCUGUCGAAUCAGAGAGCGAACCAGCAUCAUACGUCCGUGAGGCGAUCUUCCUACGAGAGAACUUCAGCACGACAGGUGGGCUACGCCUUGUUGCUAAGUACACCCCAGUUCCUGUACCUUCACCCACCACCUCUACUACCCCUACCUCAUCCAGAACAGCAAUAGCUUCGGGGAGGCUGUUCGAUACCUUAGUCUCAGACGUCUCCCGUCGCGCGGAAAAGCUCGGCCUGAAUAACACCAUUCGAUCCGCCGUCCAGGAAGUCAGGAAAGGCGUACAAACGAUACAAAAGGAAUACGAUAACAACGAACACGCCCUCCUGGAAAGAUUCUCGCCUGCGCUGGCGUUGGCGAGACCGGGGAAUGCGAGGGGGGAGAGUAGUGAGAACUUAAAAGGCCGAGACUUGGCCAACGUUUUGGGAGAAAGUUUGAAGGUUUUGGAAGGGAGAGUGGAGAGGGAUGUAGAGGUGGAAAGGGCGCUGGAGGGGAUCAGGAGGGUACGAGAUACGUUGAGUGCGGCACGUUCGCCGAAUGCUUCCGCGGUGGCGACGCCGACGGGCUCUGCACCGACACCUGCUGCUGCUGCUGCAGUACCGGCAUCGACGACUUUGCCCUCAACGGUGACGGCUUCCCUGUCAGCCCCAGCGCCUGUUCCAGUACCCGCAAGUAAGCCCUCCGCUUAUCCAGCAAGACGCUUACCCACACACCCGAGGCGACAUCAAUCUCGGGCCUCUCUCGCUUCAUCGGACUUUGCUUUCCUAUUAAGCGGCAAAGGUGAUGAGGACGAUAAAAACUCGAAGCCGAAAACGGCAGCGGCGGGGAGUACGGGUAAGAAGGGUGUGUGGGGCAGUGGAGGGGAUGGCGAGUUUGAUUUGGGGAAUUUGGGAAAGAGGUGA
Messenger RNA from Saitoella complicata NRRL Y-17804, 1824 nucleotides. RefSeq names its product RabGAP/TBC. The transcript has 4 exons. Gene Ontology annotation, biological process: activation of GTPase activity. The record is from RefSeq and is a predicted model, not a curated record. Lineage: Eukaryota; Fungi; Ascomycota; Saitoellomycetes; Saitoellales; Saitoellaceae. Gene Ontology annotation, molecular function: GTPase activator activity. Bases 1 to 1824 code for a protein of 607 amino acids.